Messenger RNA from Helobdella robusta, 1185 nucleotides. RefSeq lists its product as hypothetical. Gene Ontology annotation, cellular component: cytoplasm. Lineage: Eukaryota; Metazoa; Annelida; Clitellata; Rhynchobdellida; Glossiphoniidae. The transcript has 8 exons. Bases 1 to 1185 code for a protein of 394 amino acids. Gene Ontology annotation, biological process: chromatin remodeling. The record is from RefSeq and is a predicted model, not a curated record.
AUGUUUUCUUCACCGAUAACAGGAACAUCAUCAAUGUUAUUACUUUCAUCACGGACAUCAGCACCCUCAGCUGAACACAAUACAAAUUCGAACACGUCACACAAUCUAUCUGACACAACACAAGUGACCAUCGUUAACGACGUCAACAACAGCCCCAACAACAACUACAACACUCCUGAAAGAAGGAGAAUGAUAUUGACGGAUAGGCUGAAAUCGUGCGUGUUGAAUCUUCAAAGUGAACUUCUCAUGAAAGUGAAACAAGAGGAUGAACUCUCGUCACAGCUUGCCGAUGAUAAUGCCGAUGAUGAUCGCUCUGACGAUAGUUCUCAUCUCCUCAAUGGUGACAACAACAAUAAUAUCAACAACCACAGCAAUAGUAAUAAUAAUAAUAAUGACAAUAAUGAUUAUAGCAACAAAGAUGUUGAUGGUGACUCCAACAGAAGCCUACCAUAUUAUGUAAACAUGAUGGAACAGAUUCUUGACAGGUGCCAACACUUCUUAAUCUUUCCAUCAGUUCAUAUGAGGCUAACCACGUUGCACAUCGUAUCCGUUCUGUGUCCGGCACUGAAGUCCUAUCAAGAUGUUUUAUUGCCUCUGGUGCACAAAAUUUGGAAACCAUUUGUGAACAGAUUCAAAGACGAAGAGCACUUUAUUGCUAUCAAGGCAUUUGAAGUUCUGAAGGAGAUAUCCGAAGCAUCUGGAGAUUUCGUGAGGAGGAGGAUGGUCUCGGAGGUCAUGCCAAAGGUCAUUGAAGCUUUGACCUCGCUCGCCAAAAGCAGUGUAAAGCAGCCAUCAAGUUACCAGUACACGACUGCAUGCAAGCUGCAGAGCUGCAUCCUGCUUAAUCUUGGCCCAAUGAGUCGAUAUGCAGACAUCCAGGGACAGGCCCUGAUGAACAUCGUCCACCCCUGCAUGCCCUACCUCAGUGCCAAACAGCCAACCAUCUUGCAGCAGGUGUGCAUGGAUACAGUUUUGGAGUUCGUGAAAAUUGAUAGCAGCAUUGUGUGGUUGGCACUGUGCCAGGCUUACCCUCCGACAUCUAAACUAGUUCCUCCUAAUAUAACCUCAUCGUCGUCGUCACUACACAAUUUCCAGUUAUGUCCACCACCUAAUCUACCAUCCUACCAGGUGCCUUACAAACUGUGGAAUACACAUCAUUUGUUUGGAGAUUGCAUGAGUUAUUGA